Molecule: messenger RNA, 4394 nt
Organism: Trichobilharzia szidati
Lineage: Eukaryota; Metazoa; Platyhelminthes; Trematoda; Strigeidida; Schistosomatidae
Source: the annotation of a GenBank genome assembly
CCCAACUAUUCAGCGCGUUCGUUGAAUGUUAUGUCCGGAGUAAGGUUAGAGAACUCAGAUGUUUUUGAACGUGUUGGUGGAGAGGCAUAUGGACGAUCAGAUGAAAGUGCACAGAUGGACUCAAAGGACAAUGGUCCUCAUUAUACAAUUCAAGGAGUUCUGCAUUUCCUGCAAACAGAAUGGACACGCCUGGAGAUGCAACGUUCUCAGUGGGAAGUGGAACGAGCAGAGCUACAGGCACGAAUAGCAUUCCUUCAAGGCGAACGUCGUGGACAGGAGAAUCUCAAACAAGACUUAGUACGACGUAUUAAAAUGUUAGAGUAUGGUUUGAAACAAGAGCGUGUCAAAUUUCAUCAAUAUAAAGCAUCAAUUGCUGCUGGUAACGCAUCACCUCAUGCAGUCAGACAAUCAGGCAAUCAGGAGUCGACUAAUCCUCCAACGGAUGCUAAGGCUGAACUAGCCACUACCGCUGCUACGACAAAAACUGUUCUUGAACCACGAGAAAAACUUGCUCAGUUCACAGAGCAAACAUUAGAAAGUAAUGUCAAGUGGCGAGAGAGUCGGUUACGUCUUAAACAGUUUCUUCAAGAAGUUGGUUAUGCCGACGCUGUUCUCAGUGUUCGUGAGGCACGUGUUCGCCAACUGCUACUGUCCGCCGCCGGUUGGCCAAAUGAAUCUGACUUGCCGCUAUCAGGACUGGAUUCAAAGAAUAAGCCAAACUUCUGGCCUUUUGAUAAGGCUAAAUCAAAGGCAGGCGAUAAUUCAAACCUGCAUGAUGAACAAGCUAAGAACGCACUGGCUGAGAUAGAAGAUGCUGUCCGAUCAGCACAAGAUUUUCUUUCACCCAACGAUAAUUUAGGCAUGAAUAAUGAGUUAGGUGACCGGUCGACGCAGCCAGAUACUACAGGGAAUUCAUUAGCGGGUUGUGAGGAUAAUUCUGAAUCGUAUGAUUCAUCAGGUUGGGUGAAUCGUUUUCGUCGGACUAAUGAUACAUCGAAGCGCAGACCGCAAGAUCAGUCAGAUUAUGUUCAAGAAGAUGAACCAAAUUCAAAGAACACCACUUCAAGUACCACAGUGUCAUCAUUUCUAAAUAGUUUGGGUGAGGUUGGCAGUGCAGGACAGUCGAAACGAUUUGGUCGCAAACAUGCAGUGGAUUCAAAUAUUCUGGAUCUGAUCAAUGCAUUAUCAGAUAAGGUGGAUGACAAUGAUAAUUUUUUAUCUGAGAUUAAUUCAACGGCUGCUGCUACCGCUGCCUCAGCAGCAGCUCAGAAUGCUUCUUCUGCUAUGCCAAAUCAUAAAUUAUUGAAUACACCAAUUCAAAAUAGUAGUAGUGGUACUAGUACCUUUCUAACAGAUCCUAGCAUUUCGGAUUCUACUGGUGUCGGUACAAAGGGGAUUAGUCGUUUAGAUUCAGGUAAAGAUGCUAGUGCAGCUGAUCGUUUGGGACUUGGUGAUUUAGCUGGUCUAACUGUCAUCAAUGAAGUGGAUCCAUUAUUAAAUGGUGAAGUUUGUGAUUUAAACACGACGACAUUACCUACAAGUAAUUAUGAUCCAACUAUUUCUGGUGGUCAUGAGGCACAUACCGAUGUGCUGCAUGGAGCUAGUUCCACAUCACCCUUAUCGACUGGACGUCGACCAUGGAUGCCAAAGUAUACACUUCGGGGACAUUUCGACGGGAUCAGGAGUGUGGCAUUCCACCCAACUGAACGUGCUGUUUACACAGCUAGUGAAGAUGGGUGUGUUAUGUUAUGGGAUUUAUUGAAAAGUGGAGCUUCUGGCACAACUGUCUCCCCAGGGAAAAUAUUUGGUUUCGUUGCUCAAUCGGCUGCAAUUGAUGAAUUAAGCCCAGUUGUUGUUUAUUGGGGUCAUAAAGGCCCUGUCCUCUGUCUUGCUGCACCAAGUCCAGCGCUUGCACCAACACUGAGUACAACUAUCGUUUAUUCAGGCGGUCUGGAUGGUACUGUCCGUGGAUGGCGUCUACCGUCUACUGCUGUUGCAUCAGGUAGUCUUUCAUCGAUCGAUUUGCACGCACCCCAAGAGUUGGAUGUGGUAACUGGUCCAGUUUUUAGCAGUUCAUCUUCUCCAGUUUGGUCGAUUGCAUUACACCCAUCUAGUCCACUGUUGCUUGCUGCUCAUGCGAAUGGUUCAAUUGAUUUUUGGUCUACAGUGGUGGAUUCCUCUGAUAAUAAUGCUUCACCAAGUACUCCAGUUCUUUCUGUCCACUUGGAUCGUCUUAUCCAGCCUACCAGUAAUUCUGAUCAACCUGAAUUUGGUCGUCCGACAUGUCUACACUUCUUGGUCAAUCGUCCAGACUCGCUGACUGCUUCACAGUGUGUUGUCGGCACAAGUACAGGCUGGUUGGUUUUGUUAGACGUUCAAACUGGUCAAGUGAUCAACCAAAUUCCACCUCCUCCUCCACUAUUGACUAAACCUGGUGAAGAUGAUCCGCUCAAUUUAGGUAAUAUCCCAGACACAGAUAAAUGUAACCUACCGUCAUCUGAUGAUUGGACUAAUCGUGCUGUCAAUGCAUUAGGUUCACAUCAGACUCUUUCUCUGGUUAUUGGUGCACAUGAAGAUCGGUGUGUUCGUUUCUAUGAUAUCAAUCGAAUGUCUGAUCGAUCAUUGACAACAAAUACAGCUUGUGUUGAUGCAAUGAUUACUCACUUGAAUGCUGUUACAAGUCUGGCUGUCGAUCCGCAUGGUUUGUAUUUGUUAACAGGAAGUCAUGAUGCUUCAAUUCGUGUAUGGGAUAUGGAGACACAUUCUUGUGUACAAGAGAUGACAAAUCAUGGUUUCAAGUACGAUGAAUCUGUUCAUUCAGUGGCACUACACCCACAACUCCCAUUAGCGGCUAGUGCUGGCGCCGAUGCUAUAUGCAAGAUUUAUGUGACAGCGCCUUAAUUCACUGGAAAAAGAAUCAGUUCAUGACUUCGUUUAUGUCAAACCAUGUUUUUUAUUCCGUAUUUCUUUUCUUUCCUCUUUAUUGGAAUGAUGUGAUGAUUCAUGGCGCAACUAUCAACAAAGAAGAUAUACUGAAUGUGAACAGAGUCAGUCAGUCAAUCAGCCAGCCAGCCAGUCGAUUCUCGCUCCUCUGUUCUGUUAUUGUUGCUGUUGGUGUCGAUUUGAUAUGAUAAACAACUUAUCCCGCCUCUUCCCCCACCUACUAGAAGUAGUGAUUGCAUGUUGAAAUGUGAUGAUGAUGAUGUGACCAUUGACAAUGACGAUAAUGAUAAUGUUAAAUGCAUAUCUAUCCUAUAUUACUCCCGAUCAAUCCACUCCACUCUUGUCUUCUUCUCUUCUGUGCUGGUUUUUCCAUCGUGACAUUAUCCUCCAGUGUCACACACACACACACACAAACAGACCGACAAAUAUAAACACGUACGCAUAUACACAUUGUUUUGCUGUUUUGUUCAGGUUCUGUUCUUUGGUUCUUUUUUCUCGGUUCACCCUGAUUAUUAUCAACAAUAAAAAAUUCAUUCAUUUGAUAAUGGAAUCAAUCAUAUUAAAUUGUUUUAAAUUGAUGAGUGGGUUUUGUCUGUGCCUUUGAGUGGGAGCGGAACCUUUUCAGCAUCAGUGCUUAUCAUCUAUCACCAGUCUAUGGGAUGAGAUUGCGUAGUUCUUCUGCACCGAUUGAUAAGAGAUGGGUUGGACAACACGUGUUACUUACGCAUGCUGCGAUCCUCAGGAAGCUAAGAAUCCAUGACUGACAAAUUUGCAUUGACUGCUUGUGUCAACUCGCUUAGCUUUAAGUCAUCAUGUUAUUUUUCAAUGUAAUUAUUCUGUUUCCCAUACAUUUCUGCUGGUGCAGCCUUUUUAAAUCAUCGGCUAGGCGUAACACAUUUCCUAACCAUCUCGAUCGGUGCAACUUCACAACGUGAUCGAUUGAUAUUCCUUCGUUACCUAACACUCGACCGAAGCCUAAGCUCAAUAUUACUCACCCACUCCACUAAGAUGUUCAUAUACCAUGUAGUUUCAUUUUAGAGAUUAUUUAACUUAUCAGGGUAGAUCGUUGUAAACGUAGUAUAAGUUUUCUUAUGUUCCGCUUGUAACGACAGAAGACAAGGUCCAGACAACAGAUCGUUUAUUGAGAAAAUCAAGAGAUAUUUAUAGAUUUUUAUAUACAUUAUUAUUAGCGUUAUUGUUAGCAGAGAAGCAACGUCUUCUGAUUGGUUGUUUUCUGGCUGAAGAUUAACCUGUACUGCUUGUGACCGUUUCUUGGAAAGUUAAGCCAUAUAUCUACGAAUCAAAAUUUCACACGUUAAGUCUGAUCAGUUGGUGAGUUCCUCGAGGUUAAGCUUUGUUAUUGUUUCUUCAAACGACCCCGAUUCGGGAGGUAAACAUUGACCUAAAUUGUUGUCUACAAAUUUUGGCUUGCAGACAGCUCUCACCAAACG